Molecule: messenger RNA, 4543 nt
Organism: Drosophila innubila
Lineage: Eukaryota; Metazoa; Arthropoda; Insecta; Diptera; Drosophilidae
Gene: Pex23
Product: tectonin beta-propeller repeat-containing protein
Exons: 5
Coding region: 157-4233 (1358 amino acids)
Cellular component (GO): membrane
Molecular function (GO): carbohydrate binding
Source: RefSeq, a predicted model, not a curated record
UUCUUCAGCCAGCUGAUAUCGCAAUUUUGAGGAUGUGGCAACUUGAAGUCGACUUGAACGGAAAAUCAAUUCUUUGGUGCGUGCCACUAUGGAGCACAAAGAUAGACUGAAGCAAAAGAAAUAUAGUUAAAAACAAUCGCGAAACGGGAAUAAGAAAUGCCCAGCAGUCUACUGUUCGCCAGCAGCAGCGAGGGACGCGUUCACACGCUGUCGACGAGCUCAAGUGGAUGGCGCGAGUUCCCGUAUCUCGGUUUGGAGUUCAAGAAAAUCUGCGCUGUUCCCAACUAUAUGUGGGCCAUUGGUGGGGAUCGGCAGGUGUAUGUACAUGUGCAUGGACUGGAUGUGCCGAUCCGCGUCAGGGAAGAGUCAUAUGAGAACGAGCGCUGGCUGCCCAUCGAGGGAUUUUCGAAGACGCUGCUGCCCACCGACCGUUACAAGUAUUCCAAUAUGGAUGGCAGCGUCGAGAGGAGCGUGGACAAGAUACGGCUGCCUUCGAUGGCCUGGCAGUGGGACGGCGAUUGGCACUUGGACCUCGAACUGGAUGGUCAACAGUUGCCCGAAGAUGGUUGGAUGUACGCCUUGGAUUUUCCCGCGUCGUACUCCGCCAAGAAAUCAUGGAACUCGUAUGUGAGGCGACGCAAGUGGAUACGAUUUCGGCGUUAUGCGGCGCUCAACAGCUGGUGUGCCGUGGCCCCCCUCCACAAGGAUCCCACUCAGGAGCCCUUCAUCGAUGUGGCCAUUGGUGGGACCCAUGUGCCCAAUGCCCGAGCCGGCACGCUCUGUGUCUGGGCCAUAACUGCACAUGGUCGGGCCAUGUUUCGCACUGGCGUCACACAGUUCGCACCCGAGGGACUCCGUUGGACUGCCAUCAAUACACCCACAGGGAGUGAGCUCUCGCAGAUUAGCGUCGGUCCAACGGGUCUCGUCUGGGCGGUGCUCUACAAUGGACGCGUCAUCGUGCGCACUGGGAUUACCCGGGAUAAUCUGUCGGGAGAGGCGUGGCUGGAUGUGAAGCCGCCAGUGGCGACAAGUGCACAGACGGAUACGCCACGUGGAUUGCGUAUUCUGCAGAUAUCUGUGGGCACAGAUGCAGUCUGGUGUAUUACAAACGAUCAUCACGCCUGGUUUCGACGCGGCAUUAAAGGUGAUGCCGCCGGGAUAAGUGAGGAUGCCGCCAUAGGCAGAGGAUGGGUGGAAAUGGUUGGCAAUCUAUCGAUGAUAUCUGUCGCUCCCAAUGAUCAGGUGUUUGCCAUAGGAGCUGCCGACCGCGCUAUAUACUACAGAUCCGGAGUGAGUGCCGCCGAUCCUACCGGCAAGAAAUGGCUUAAGAUUCAGUGUUCCAUGCAAAUAAGCCGCUCCUCCAGUUCCUUAUCCAUAGUUUCACGUAAAAGUGGUGGCAGCAGCUCUACGCCCGGCUCCAAGCAUCAGAGUUUCUCCAAUCUCUAUUCAAAGGAGAAGGAGAAGGGUGUGGUGGAAACGUGUGCCGUCAUCGAGACAGUCGCUACCCGCAGCAGUGCCACCUUGAACAAUGGUCUCAAUAGUCGCUUGAAAAGUGAGCGCUGGAAGCUGAACGCAGAUUCCCCUCCCACAAUUGGCAGCCUCAAUCUCAACGAGAGGCAGAAGCACAGAGCCACAGCACUGAGAGAGCCGACAUCGCAUGCCUCGAGUGCUCCGGCUGCUGAGAUCGCCGUGAUCAGUGGCAAGUUUGAGACGCAGCUGAAGAAUCCGAGAGCCUGGUCACCGGUGCGUAGCGUUGGAUCUGUUGUUGGCACUGAGGCACAUCCAGAAAGUGAUUCGGCUGUUUUUGAGUCGGAAUCGGCGCAUGGAUCCGAUGCAUUCCUUGGCGAAGACGACGAUCACAAUGGCUCGCAGUUUUGGACCGAGUGUGACGUUAUGUGGAGCUGCAUAGCUACUGGAGCUGUCACUGUGGACACCAACAACAUUCCCAACUGGUUCAAUGACCAUCUAUCCAAUGAUGGCAAAGCCGAUGCGAAUCCCACUUGGCGAAACGAUAUACUCGACAAGCUGCAGCAACGUCAGCAGAUCCUGGCCAAGUUGCAGCAGGCAACGCAUUUCGAAAAGGCCGUGGAGCUAACAUCUUGGGUGAAAUCGGCGGAUGCUCGAUAUCAGCAUCCAGCUGGAGACUACGAGGACUGCCUCAUAGAGCUGGAGUGGGUGAGCGGCAAUGGAGGAAACGGCGGCAACGUCAGCGGCAGCGACAGCACUGAUAGUGACUCCGGCACGUUUACUGUCCUCAGUUCCGAUGGUGCAGCAACCAAAAUCCAGUUCACACUCUCCGACAUUACGUGUGUGCAGUGUUGCAGCGAGCCGGGAGCUCCACGUCUGGCCAUCCAUGCGCUCCAUCUGCCCGUCAACUGCAGUCCGGUCAAGCUGCAGUUUGCCAGCGAUGCGGAGAUGGAGGAUUGGCUAUCGCACCUCUCCUCCGUGUGCAGUCAAAUCAAUAUGCUGAUGGGCAAGCCGGCUAGCAAUGCCAUUUGGCUAACCAGCGAACUGGGCGAUGUCUUUGUCUUCGAUGCGGCUAACAUGAAAGCCCAACAGCUGGAAAAGACCGACGUGGGUCACAGUCAUUACGUAGAGCGCAUGGAUUUAUCUACAUGUGAGACACCUUAUUACAACACGCUCUACAACGGGAUGCCUUGUGGGAGCGAGUUGGAAAUUGCGGGAUGCGUCUAUGAUGAUGCGGAUCAGAUUCGCUUUGAUUUGCAGUGUCAUUCAAAUAUCAAGGCAUUGCCUCAUCGAGUGGAGAAAUACCGAGUAAUUGCCAUGCAUUUGAAUCCACGCUUCAAUGAGCGAACAACCGUACUUAAUUCAAUGACGGACUCGGAAUGGCUCGAGGAAAUACGCAAUGAUCAUAUGGUAUUUGCACCCGGAGCGAGCUUUACUGUGAAAAUCAGGGCUCUUCAGAACCAAUAUCAAAUAGUGGUUAAUAAUGCAGUAUAUGCCGACUACAAAUACCGCACUGAUCCGGCGGCCGUCACCUGCCUCUAUGUGAGUGGGCGUGUCAAGCUGUUCAGUGUCCUGUAUCGUUCGCCCUCGUUGAUUGUCUCCAUGCAACAGAUGCACUGGCGCCAGAUGGGCGGUCAUGUGAAGCGUGUCUAUAACAGCGGCGUCGAUGUGGUAUGGGGCAUAUCGUGCGAUAAUACGGCCUGGGCAUACAAUGGUGGCUGGGGAGGCAUGUUCCUGAAGGGGCUGGAAGGAUCGGGCAAGAUAAACACCAUGAUUGACACGCACACCUACUAUGUGUAUGAGAACCAGCGCUGGAAUCCCAUCAGUGGUUUCACUGCAAAAAGUCUGCCCACAGAUAGGCACAUGUGGAGCGAUGCAAGUGGGCGACAGAAGCGCAGCAAGGAGCAUACAAAGCUUCUGUCCACACACUGUGAAUGGAUAUCAGACUGGGCCAUCGACUACAACAUACCCGGAGGCGCUGACAAGGAGGGUUGGCAGUAUGCCAUUGACUUUCCGGCCACCUAUCAUGCCCACAAAAAACUAACCGACUGUGUGCGCCGACGACGCUGGAUGAAAAAGUGUCGCCUAAGCAGCAGUGGACCUUGGCAGGAGCUCAGUCACUCGAAGAUACUCGAUGCAGCACUCCAGGUGCUGGACGACGAUGUGGACAGUGCACACAAUGUCGAGGAUAUGCCCGUGGCCGCUUGGGCGAUUGCCUCCAAUGGCGAUGUGUUAAUAAGACAUGGCGUUACCACAUUGAAUCCUCGUGGCGACACCUGGGAGCAUAUUGUCAGCGACCAGCCUCUGAUUGGCAUUAGUGUGUCACCCACCGGCCAAGUGUGGGCGGUGGCCCGCAACGGAAUGAUCUUCUAUCGCUUUGGCAUCAACAAGCUGAAUCCCUGCGGUGACGCCUGGCAACAGGUGGAGGCGCCGCCUGGCGUCACUUUUAAGGCCAUAAGUGUUGGCCGCGCUGGUAUUUGGGCACUGGACAAUCAGCAACGGCUGGCUGUGCGCCGGGAAAUCACACGUACAUUCCCAGAGGGAUCGCAUUGGCAAUUUCUUCCAAAUGCCGCCAAUGUGCCACCUCACACUGAGACGCACUGUGGCUUUCGCUCUGUGUCUGUCGGCAAGGAAGUCUGGGCUAUAUCCCUGAAUGGCGUCAUAUGCCGACGAUGCGGCAUAACCAAAGAAAAUCCCGCCGGAGCUGGCUGGAAUCUAGGCAUCGCGGGCCAGUGGCAACAGUUGUCCGUGGAAGGAUAUAUGUAACCGUAUUACAUUCCGCUUUCAGUAUUUAUAUGUGUAUAUAACCUGUACCCAGAAAUGGGUAUAAUAAAGUUAUGUAACACUCAUUGUAUGUUGAGUCAAAAUAUAGUUACUAAUAUUUGCCUAUACAUUUUUUUCGCCAUCAUUUGAACAUAUAUAUUAUCACUAGUCAUCAGAUUUCAACUGAUAUUUAUCCUGCCGCCUAAUUUUACUUUUUAUUCAAAAUAAAUUAUUUAUGUUAUGAUACGUUUAAGCUUUUCAAUUAUUUGUUUUCAGCUUUUACAUACACGUAAUAAAACUCCAUGUCCUGACU